Messenger RNA from Panicum virgatum (switchgrass), 738 nucleotides. RefSeq lists its product as uncharacterized. The coding region runs from base 48 to 593 and encodes 181 amino acids. NCBI's taxonomy places the organism in Eukaryota, Viridiplantae, Streptophyta, Magnoliopsida, Poales, Poaceae. The record is from RefSeq and is a predicted model, not a curated record. The transcript has a single exon.
UCCAUUCCCCCACACGCAGGCAUUCCUCCGGAAAACCAGCCUGCACCAUGGCCAUCACAGCUUCACCGGCCAUCGCCUUCACCGGCCUGUGCACGGCGAUCAGCGCCGCCUUCCUGCCCUCCUUCCUCAGCGAGUCCUCACCCUCACCGGGAUCAACCGGCGGCGCUCAAGCCGCGCGGUCCGGCGACCCCGCAGCUGAAGCGGUCCCGCUCGCUGCCGCCACCUUCUUCGCCGCCGUCACGUUCCUCUACGUCCACCUCCGCCGCGGCGGACGGCGGAUCCCGGAGGAGGCGCUCUUCGUCCUGUGCGGCUCCGUCGCGCUCCUGGAUCUUUCCUUGCCCGCGCAGCAGCCAGGCACCGUCCAAUCGCCACUGCUCUCUGCGGCAGUGGCUCGAGUGCUGCCGCCUGCUGCGGUGGCCACGUUCUUCCUGGCCGUGACGUUGAUCUAUGCGCACGGCCAUGCCGCCGGCACUGACUCGAACCAGGAGAACCCGGCGGCGGUGGAGCUCCUCGAAAAGCUGACGCUUGCGGCUGCUCUCUUCACGUGCGUGCUCAGCUUGUUUGCCGCCGCCCUCAUCCUCGACACCAAGUGAACUGCCUGCAACUUCUUCCACAUGUAAUGCCCGUCGCCGCUCGGGUUCUUGCCAUGCCCGCGGUGGUUGUUUCUUUUGCUGUGAAUAAUUGCGGUUCUGGUGUUUGUAAUGGAUUUUUUUAGAAGAAGAGAGUCUUUUGCACAAA